Psammomys obesus (fat sand rat) is the source of this 1633-nucleotide messenger RNA. It is a transcript of the gene Prkag1, whose product is annotated as protein kinase AMP-activated non-catalytic subunit gamma 1. Lineage: Eukaryota; Metazoa; Chordata; Mammalia; Rodentia; Muridae. The coding region runs from base 61 to 1053 and encodes 330 amino acids. The record is from RefSeq and is a predicted model, not a curated record. The transcript is spliced from 12 exons.
UGUGGGGCGGAGUCUGCUGCAGGGGAGCUUUCUAAGCCGAGGAACUGGCGGGCGCUUGCGAUGGAGUCGGUUGCUGUGGAGAGUGUCCCAGCUCUGGAGAAUGAGCACUUCCAAGAGACCCCGGAAUCGAAUAAUAGUGUGUAUACCUCCUUCAUGAAGUCUCAUCGCUGCUAUGACCUGAUUCCCACAAGUUCCAAGCUGGUUGUGUUUGAUACGUCCCUGCAGGUAAAGAAAGCCUUCUUUGCCCUGGUGACUAACGGUGUUCGAGCUGCCCCCUUGUGGGACAGUAAGAAGCAGAGCUUUGUGGGCAUGCUGACCAUCACCGACUUCAUCAACAUCCUCCACCGCUACUACAAGUCAGCCCUGGUACAGAUCUACGAACUGGAGGAGCACAAGAUAGAGACUUGGAGAGAGGUGUACCUGCAGGACUCCUUUAAGCCGCUUGUGUGCAUUUCCCCAAAUGCCAGCUUGUUUGAUGCUGUCUCUUCAUUGAUUCGAAACAAGAUCCACAGACUUCCAGUUAUUGACCCCGAGUCAGGCAACACCUUGUACAUUCUCACUCACAAGCGCAUCCUCAAGUUCCUCAAGCUGUUUAUCACCGAGUUCCCCAAGCCAGAAUUCAUGUCUAAGUCUCUGGAAGAGCUACAGAUCGGCACCUAUGCCAAUAUAGCGAUGGUCCGCACUACUACGCCUGUGUAUGUGGCUCUAGGCAUCUUCGUGCAGCACCGAGUCUCGGCCUUGCCUGUGGUGGAUGAGAAAGGGCGCGUGGUGGACAUCUACUCCAAGUUUGAUGUGAUCAAUCUGGCAGCGGAAAAGACCUACAACAACCUAGACGUGUCUGUGACGAAAGCUCUGCAGCAUCGCUCGCACUACUUCGAGGGUGUCCUCAAGUGCUACCUGAACGAGACUCUGGAAGCCAUUAUCAACAGGCUGGUGGAAGCGGAGGUUCACCGGCUGGUCGUGGUGGACGAGAACGACGUGGUGAAGGGCAUCGUGUCGCUGUCUGACAUCCUGCAGGCCCUGGUGCUCACAGGUGGAGACAAGCAGCUCUGAGCAUGGGGACAGACAGGCGGCGCCUGGGAACACGGCCCCCUCAGAACUCCCUGCCGGAAGCUUGGGGAGUCGAUGGACUCCUGGGAGAACUGAGUCUGUUCCCUCAGAAGCUCCACGCCCACUAUCUGGAACUAGAGAGGGGGAAGGAGGAGAAAGGACUUUUAGUUUCCCUUACCAUCAUGAGUACACUUGAGAAAACUAUCAGCCAAUCCCAGUCCCUUAGGCAUAGCUCCCUCCUGGGUGAUCCAUGGGCUUUGUGCUCCUCAGGUGGAUUCUGAUCUCUAAGAGAUCUGGAGACCUCACCAUGCCCCGCCCAUCUCUGCCCUUCUUCCACCCAAGAUAAGGGCUCCAAAAGUCUUUAUGAAAUGUUUUUAUUCAUCCUCUUCAUUCUGUGUGGAGGAGGCUGAGUCCAUUUAAUGUCAUUCCUUCCCAUGAGUCUUGUGGGGAGGUGCAUGUCUGGGUCCCUGCGCUGUGUGCACAUGAAGGCAGAUGGUUGUGUGGAGGAGGGCAGUGGGUAGGUAGCCAAGAUUAAUGCUUUUUGUGGCAAAACUAAUUAAAUGACAAGGUUUUCAUCAUGGUA